This is a messenger RNA of Drosophila grimshawi, 1914 nucleotides long. RefSeq lists its product as uncharacterized. The record is from RefSeq and is a predicted model, not a curated record. Gene Ontology annotation, cellular component: nucleus; transcription regulator complex. Gene Ontology annotation, biological process: regulation of transcription by RNA polymerase II. Bases 113 to 1582 code for a protein of 489 amino acids. Gene Ontology annotation, molecular function: DNA binding. Lineage: Eukaryota; Metazoa; Arthropoda; Insecta; Diptera; Drosophilidae. The transcript has a single exon.
CUCGAAACUGUAAAAACAAUAAAAUGUUUUGCGAAAAAAACCGCAAUAAAACUUGAGAAAAAUAGCAAUAGACUAAAUGUAAGAUAUAGACCGUCACUGUUUCUGUUCCAAAAUGGCAAGCGACUACACUUCCAAUCAAUUUGUGUCCACCAACACAUGUGCAGCCAGUGCGGCGAGCUCCUCCCGUUGGCUCACCGAGGAAGUAUUCAAGCUGAUCGAUAUUGUGCAACGUGAUGAAGCUAUCUACAAUCCACGACACAAAUACUACUUUUGCCGACCAUACGUGGAGAACUUUUGGCGUGAGGUGGACUUGAAGCUGGAGAAGAACCCCGGUGCCAGUUUGGCCAAAUGGACUAAUUUACGCAUUUCAUUUCGACGGGAAUACACCAACUAUUUGGAAGAGAAAGUUCCGCCCUGCUGGUCAUACUUUGAUCGGAUGUUCUUCCUUCAUCCAUAUCUGCGUAAAAAGCAUCAGCAGCCCAAAUCGCUGGACACACAGGUGCAAGAUGCACUGGCGCAUCUAAGCAGUCUUUCCAGUCGCAUGCAGCGGGAACGCACAGUUAACAAUUGUCCAGCGGGUAGCAGCACCAACGGGAAUAACAAUCCAGGGCAAGUGAAUACCAGCAGUGCAGUGCAAUCGCCACAGCAGCAACAGCUGGACAACUACUUGGACUACUUCGAUGAACACGAUCACAACAAUUCGGAACUGGAUGAGAUCAUCGAUGAGGAGCAUCGUGCUCGUUUCCAAAAUGACAUCAAAUCGGAGUGUGAGGAGCCCGUUGAUGAUUACGAGCCUGAAACCGAAGCAGAACCCGAGCAGCGUGUGAAUCAACAUCACCAACACCACGAUGAGGAUGAACAUGAUGAGCAUGAAAUGCGUGCGUUAACUUACGACACGGCGGCACCCAGUUCCACAUCCAACUCCGCAUCGCUACUGCCGGCAGAUAAACGCUAUGCACAGCACUAUCAACAGCAUGCAAACAGUGCCAGCAGCAGCCGACUGCAGCACGUGAAUCGUUUGCAGUUGCGCUCGUAUCAAGACGAGGUGCGUGCUCAGCGCUCACGCUCACAGGAGUUGCAAGGUGCCGCUGCUGCUGCCGCUGCAACGGCGGCUGCUGUUAGCGCUGCCAAUAUGCAAACGCACCCAAACAUUUCAUUUGUGCGUCCCACUUUCACCAGCAAGCCCGUCGAUAUGGUGAGCACUACAACACACGCUAGUGCUUCUGUUGCCGGCAUCGGUGUGGCGUCCACAUCCGAUGCGGAAUUGCCAGCACCAUCUACUGGUGCAGCAUCUGCACCCACGACCAGCAGCGCCUAUCUGAGCCAACGUCAUAUCCAUAUGCCACACUCACACUCGCAUGCGCAUCAUCAAACGACGGCCACACAGCGAUUAGAGGUGAACAACUCAUCCGGAACUGUGGCGACAGCGGGUGCAGUGGAACUGUGCGACUGCAAGACAGAUUCGGAUGCCAUGUUUCUCAUGAGCCUCUUGCCCGACAUACAGAAGCUGAACGGACGCGAUCGAGGCAAAAUUAAGAUAGCUUUCCAAAACAUAUUGCAGGACUACUUGUAUCCGGACUAAAUUGCGACUUUAAGUCAUAUCUGCUGCUAGCGAAGAUCUCUCGGCUCGGUGUAUACAAUUUUGCUUAUAGCAUGCACAAAUCUACUUUCAAUUUAUUGUUAAGUUAAUCAAUCGGCACAGCCAGAAAUUUCAAACUUGCAUUCGAAUUAUUCCUUAAAGCUUUGCUGAGCAAAAAAAAAAAAAACCAACAACAAAGUUUCCUUAAUUUGCUGUAUCCUUUUUGAACAAUAUGUGUUAUAAAUUAUAUUAUUUUUAAAUGUAUAAAUAUUAAAAAAUAUGUUAUGUUUAACACAAGAAAUUCAUUGAAAAUUAAAGGCGACAUGUUUAUUAUU